CUGCAGAGUUCCACAGCCAAAGCCGCGGGCCACUCAGCGGGCGGGUGCAUUAGCCAGGGCCAGAGUUACGACACCGACCGAGGCCGGGUAUUUGUGAAAGUGAACCACAAGUCAGAGUGUUUAUAGGGAUUUGCCUGACUUGGGCCCAGCCCAGAAUACUGAAGAAUAAUAAAAAGUUGUUUGGUGAAUCUAACUUCUAUAUACAUAUAAAAACAAAUUGGAUUCACAAGGCAAUACAUUAAUGUGCUCACAAGGCCAGAAGAAUGUUUGAAGGUGAAAUGGCAAGUUUAUCUGCUAUCCUGCAAACAAGCACAGUGAGAGUACCCAGACCCAUUAAAGUGAUAGAUGUGUCAGGGGGUGGGAGUUUACUAGUGAUGGAGCAUUUGGACAUGAGAUAUUUAAACAGUCAUGCUGCAAAACUUGGAUCACAGUUAGCUGAUCUACACCUUCAUAACAAGAAGCGUGGUGAGACUCUCAGGAAGGAAGAGAAAACUGUUGGGAAAGGAGGAGGGCAGUCAGAACUUCAGUUUGUGGACCAAUUUGGGUUUGAUGUGGUAACCUGCUGUGGAUACCUCCCUCAGGUAAAUGAUUGGCAGAAGGACUGGGUAAUAUUCUAUACCAGGCACCGACUUCAACCCCAGAUAGACAUGGUGGAGAAGGAGUCUGGAGAUAGAGAAACAAGAGAACUUUGGUCUCAGCUGCAGUUGAAGAUACCUGGCAUGUUCCAAGAUCUGGAAAUUGUACCUGCCCUACUACAUGGAGAUCUCUGGGGAGGAAAUGUAGCAGAGGAUGCAUCGGGGCCAAUUAUCUUUGAUCCAGCUUCUUUUUAUGGCCACUCAGAGUUUGAGCUUGCCAUAGCUGGAAUGUUUGGGGGCUUUGGCAGCUCUUUUUACUCAGCUUACCACAACAAAAUUCCUAAGGUUUCAGGUUUUGAGAAGCGACUUAAACUCUAUCAGCUCUUUCACUACUUGAAUCAUUGGAAUCAUUUUGGAUCAGGGUAUAGAGGAUCUUCUCUGAAUGUAAUGAGAAACCUCAUAAAAUGAGUACUGUCUCUUUUAGUGUUCUGGCCUCUACCAUCUUUGGUGAUUUAAACAUAGUACUCUUUCUCUAAUGUAACAUUACAGUCAAACAUCUAAAGUCUAGGAUUUCUCUUGUUUCUGCCCUCUCUUUCCCUGAACACCACCAUUUCCCCAAAAGGAUUGGGUUUCAUAUUUUGCUUUUAAUUUUUUCCUAUAACUAGAGUGGCUCAAUAAAGAUGCUUCUUAAUCCAGAACCUACAGACACAUACAGUAGCUUAUUUAUAAACCAUGAAAAAUACUCCCAUAGCUUAGAGAUAUUUUUAUUUUAAGGUUGAAAUAUUUUGCUUUUUGCCAGAUAAAGGAAGGUAUGAUUAAACUAUGCUCCAGGAUAAUGAUACUGUGAAGUAAUGGAUGGCCGGCAGCAUUUAGCCAUCAUGUUACCAAGAUAGAAAAAGAAAGUAUAGUAAUUGAAUUUAUUUGAAGUAUGGACAUGAAAGUUUGAUAAUAUAUAAAUGCCCUCAUUUCUUUCUUGAUUAUUUAAAGACAUUCCUUUCAGCUUUUGUAGUUCUAGAAGCUUUUCUUGAAAUGUGAAACAGGUUUUCCUCACCUUGCCAGCUAUCUUCCUUAUUGCAGAAUAUAAGAAUUUGUCAGUUCUCCUUUUUUUAACUAGAAUGGCUUAAAUCUGGAAAUGAAAGUCACUAAUUAGAAAUUUUAGAACAUUUAAGACUGUUGAAUUUAGUAAAAACAGAUGCAGCAGCUUCUUGUGUUUUCUAAUAAUGGUGUUCUGGGUUUUUUCCCCCUGCAAAAGAGUCUAGAAUCUCUUUACUUAUCCAAUAGCUAUUUUUCAAAUAUAAGAGGUCAAGUGUUUCUAUUUUGACAGGAUUUGGGAUUUGGGAGAUGGAACUAUGUUUCUCAGGAUACCUUCAAAUCUGAAGGGUUUUUUUGAAUACUUUUGAAGGAAUCUAUUAAUUUGUACUCUUUCCCCCCAAGAUUUGCAGAUCAGAAAUGUCAUCAUAAUGGAGUUGCUGAGUUGAGUCUCGAUUUUACCAUGCAAAUUGAGGCUUCCAGAUUAGCUAGACAGAUACCAUUUUUCUCUUGCCUCCUUUGCUGUAUAGACUACUGUUAUCACAUGAAAAAAUGGGCUUUUCAGUGCUUAAUGUAUUAUACUUUUUAAAUUUAUUCCAUGUUGUCUUCUUGUUUUCCUAAGCAUGAGAGUCUUGAACUGAAUUGUAAACUUCCUUUCUUUACUUAGUAUUUUAGUGAUAGGGUAAAUUUAAUGAUUGUAUUGAUGCUUAUCACCCUUUUGCCAUGAGGAUUUCAAUGAUCUAAGCUGUUUCAGUGAGUGAUAUCUGACAAUGUAUUUACUUUUGCUAUUUAAUUAAAUGACAGCUCUGACAUCCUUGUAUAUCAAUAAAAUAGACAAAGUUUGUUUUUUUGUUUUUGUUUUUUAAACCCUUGCCUUCUGUCUUGGAAUCAAUACUGUGUUUUGGUUCCAAGGCAGAAGAGUGGUAAGGGCUAGGCAAUGGGGGUUAAGUGACUUGUCUAGGGUCACACAGCUGGGGAGUAUCUGAGGCCAGAUUUGAACCCAUCUCUAGGCCUGGCUCUCAAUCCACUAAGCCACCCAGCUGCCCUCCAAAGCUUGUUUCUUAAAAGCUCCAUUUUGGGGGCACCUAGAUAACUCAGUGGAUUGAGAGUCAGGCCCAGAGAUGGGAGGUUCUGGGUUCAAAUGUGACCUCAGACACAUCCUAGCUGUGUGACCCUGGGCAAGUCCCUUAACCCCCAUUGCCUAGCCCUUACCACUUCUGCCUUGGAACCAAUACACAGUAAGGGUUUUAAAAAAAAAAAGUUCCAUUUUGACCUUGUUGUUUCCUUGUUUGUAUUGCUUAUGAUUGAUUCUUUUAUUAAAAUUUUAAUUGAAA
Monodelphis domestica (gray short-tailed opossum) is the source of this 2938-nucleotide messenger RNA. Lineage: Eukaryota; Metazoa; Chordata; Mammalia; Didelphimorphia; Didelphidae. The record is from RefSeq and is a predicted model, not a curated record.